GUUCGUAUGAAUCCUUUAUUUCAAAUAAUCAAAGAUAAUGAAUUAAUUACAAGCACGAGGAAUAUAUAUUCACAAAGUUUAAAAACAGACCAAAAAUUCAAGCCUAAUAAUAUUAAUGCUUCAGCCAAUAAGACGCUAUCAUUUGCUGGGUUACAUUAA
Racocetra fulgida is the source of this 159-nucleotide messenger RNA. NCBI's taxonomy places the organism in Eukaryota, Fungi, Glomeromycota, Glomeromycetes, Diversisporales, Gigasporaceae. The record is from the annotation of a GenBank genome assembly.